AUGGAGAACAGUUUCGAGAAAAAUAACAUGCUGAAAGAAUUCUACAUUCCGACCUAUAUUUUCAUGCCAGAAUCCUCGGUGGAGCCAGUUUCUCACAUACCCACCUGUCCAGUGAUUGUUUUUAUCAACACCCGAAGUGGUGGCCAACUUGGACAUAAUUUACUUGUCACAUACCGCAAGCUUCUCAAUCAUGCUCAGGUGUUUGAUCUACUUGAUGAAACUCCAGACAAAGUCUUGCACAAAAUCUACAGCAACGUGGAAAGGCUCAAGCGUGAUGGGGAUACUCUUGCUUCUGAAAUCCAUAGGAGAUUGAGGCUAAUAGUUGCUGGAGGCGAUGGAACAGCCGGCUGGUUGCUUGGAGUUGUAUCUGAUCUCAAGCUAGUUCAUCCACCUCCCGUCGCUACAGUUCCCCUGGGAACUGGAAAUAACCUGCCAUAUUCUUUUGGAUGGGGCAAGAGAAAUCCUGGCACAGAUCGUGAGUCUGUCAUAUCGUUCCUAAAGUUGGUAAAAGAAGCAAGAGAGAUAAACAUUGAUAGCUGGCAUACUGUCAUGAGAAUGAAAUGCCCAAAACGUUCUCCUUGUGAUCCAAUUGCUCCUUCUGAUUUGCCGCAUUCUCUGCAUGCAUUUCACCGUGUGCCAAAGACAGAUCCAGAAGAUAUGGAAUAUUCUUACACAUAUCGUGGAGGGUUUUGGAAUUAUUUCAGUAUGGGAAUGGAUGCACAAGUGUCUUAUGCAUUUCAUUCUCAGAGGAAAUUGCACCCAGAGAAAUUCAAGAAUCAGUUGUCUAAUCAGAAACAGUAUUUGAAGCUGGCAUGCACACAAGGAUGGUUCUGUGCCUCUUUAAGCCAUCCAAUGUCACGGAAUAUUGCUCACCUUGCAAAGGUAAAGAUAAUGAAGAAAUCUGGAAAAUGGGAAACCUUGGAAAUUCCACAGAGGUCGAAACGAUAUGAUGUCAUAAUUCUUCUUCAAAAUAUGGGACUACUUAGUAAUGUUCUGAGCAAGUUUUUAUGCAAAUGCAGUAUCCGGUCCAUUGUCUGUCUCAAUUUACCCAGCUUCUCUGGUGGACUGAAUCCCUGGGGAACACCAAGUAAGAGGAAGCAAAGAAAAAGAGACUUGGUACUGCCUCCACUUGUGGAUGAUGGCCUUCUGGAGAUUGUGGGUUUCAAAGAUGCUUGGCAUGGCCUUGUUUUGUUAUCUCCGAAAGGCCAUGGCACUCGUCUUGCUCAGGCCCAUCGUGUCCGAUUCAAAUUUCACAGAGGUGCAACUGACCAUGCCUACAUGAGAAUCGAUGGUGAGCCCUGGAAGCAGCCUCUUCCACAGGAGGAUGACGGCAAGGUCGUCGUGGAGAUAUCCCACGCUGGGCAGGUCAAGAUGCUCGCGACCAAAGACUGUAUAGCCAAAGGCAUCAACGACUCCCCUGGUAUGGCAACAGCCUGCACAGAUUCCAGCUCCAGCGAUGACUCGGAUGAUGACUUCACAGAGGAGCGGAGGAACUUCGGCGCCGCCUUGUCCUUCCGGUACAUGAAUGAUGUGAAAAAAACAGUAGAAGCUUGA
Triticum turgidum subsp. durum (durum wheat) is the source of this 1554-nucleotide messenger RNA. The record is from the annotation of a GenBank genome assembly. NCBI's taxonomy places the organism in Eukaryota, Viridiplantae, Streptophyta, Magnoliopsida, Poales, Poaceae.